UUUCUCUCCAUUAGCAGUGUUAGCUCCAUUAACAAUUUUAGUGGUGUUAGCUUUAUUAAUAUAGUAAGCAGUUUUAGCACUAUUAGCAUAGUUUGCAGCGUUAGCUCCAUUAACAAUGUACGCUGAGUUCACACUUCAUUUUCAAUGGAAGCCGAUGACACGAGGGUCAAGUUGAGCUUUCGUCAGCGCUGCAAUGAUGCAACGAAGCAUCGACCGAUCACUUGUUUUUGUUUGUGCUGUUAUUCAGCUUAGUUAGCUGGUGCUAUGAUAGCUUGCACAUGGUUGGCGUGAUGAUGACGUGAUGAUGGCGUGAUGAUGACGCUUUGCUCUGCUCCUCCAGGUUUCACUCUCAACAACACCAUCUACCAGCAGCUGGUGGCUCGAUACUCUGACCCAGACAUGACCAUCGACUUUGAUAACUUCGUGGGCUGCCUGAUGAGGCUGGAGAUGAUGUUCAGGAUCUUUAAGAAGCUUGACGCUCACGACAGCGGCUCCAUCGAGCUCGACUUCAACCAGUGGUUAAGCUUCGCCAUGAUCUGAGCCGCCACUCCAUAUUCACCUGGAGCUUCAGAGUUCGUCCAGAGCUUCAGAAUUCGCCCAGAGCUCCAGUGUUACCGCAGCACGCCAUAUUCGUGUUUACAUCUGCAGCUUCUCUUCCUGUCACUGUUUUAUAUCCCAACACUACCUGACUGAGUCCAUGUAAAGUCAAUAAAGUUAUUCAGAAA
Messenger RNA from Plectropomus leopardus (leopard coralgrouper), 725 nucleotides. The record is from RefSeq and is a predicted model, not a curated record. NCBI's taxonomy places the organism in Eukaryota, Metazoa, Chordata, Actinopteri, Perciformes, Serranidae.